Centruroides sculpturatus (bark scorpion) is the source of this 747-nucleotide messenger RNA. RefSeq lists its product as uncharacterized. The coding region runs from base 1 to 747 and encodes 248 amino acids. The transcript has 4 exons. The record is from RefSeq and is a predicted model, not a curated record. NCBI's taxonomy places the organism in Eukaryota, Metazoa, Arthropoda, Arachnida, Scorpiones, Buthidae.
AUGUCGGGAUAUGAAGGAGAAAAAGAGAAAAUUCGCCUUUAUCAACGUAUCACGCAUUUUUUUGUUGUCAUAUCUUAUGCCUUUGUCCUAUCUUUGGUUACUUUCAUUAGUUCCGUUGUCAUUUUCAAGAAAGUAGAAAUGAAAGCAAGCAGUUUCAGAGCUUUCGCCUGUUCUAUCGUAACGCAAAUCAGUUCAAUGUAUGAAGCAACGCUAUGGAUGUGGUUUGUAUCAACCUGCAUAUUAUGUAGCAUAAUCAUUUUGCAGAGAUUCAAUGCUUUGUCUGUCGAAUUACAACGAGCAAAAAUGCAAUGGCAGAAAAAGAAUAUAGAUGAUUUGAUUUCCAAACAUUUCGAGCUUUGCGAAUUCAUCUUAAAUGUCAACGAAAAGUGGAACAGAUAUUUAUUUUUUAUUUACGGGAUUGCUCUAUAUCUUCUAUCUUUUCUUAUCUACAGUUCAGUUUUUGGAGAAUUCGUUUGGUAUCUACAAAUUUUGAUAUGUUUUGCUACAAUACUUCUCACUAUUGUAGUGAUUGUCUGCGCUUUUGCGGCUUCUCGACUCUCGGCCUCGGCUUAUGAUUCCUUUCAAGAGAUCAGAAGAUUUGCCGGAACAUCUCAUUCUUUGGCUGACAAGCUUAAGGUAUUGGAUUUUAUGAAGAAAUUUCAAGAAAAUAAAAUUGGAUUCAGCUGCGGCAGUCUGGCAGAUAUUGAUAUCAUAGGAUUUCCUCCAUAUUCUUGUGAUAAACAUUAG